This is a messenger RNA of Miniopterus natalensis, 663 nucleotides long. NCBI's taxonomy places the organism in Eukaryota, Metazoa, Chordata, Mammalia, Chiroptera, Miniopteridae. The record is from RefSeq and is a predicted model, not a curated record.
GGCGGAGGCGGCCCCGCCGCGCCCGCGCCUUUGGGUGUCGCUUUGCCUCUCGCACCCACUCGCACCUGCCACCGCGCGGAUAUCAUGUCGAAGGCGGCCGGGAGCGGAGCGGCGGCGGCGGAAAGUUGUCCCGCGGCCCCUGCGGGCCCACCCGCGGCCGUGGAGGACCUGUCCAAAGUGUCGGACGAGGAGCUGCUGCAGUGGAGCAAGGAGGAGCUGAUCCGCAGCCUGCGGCGCGCCGAGGCCGAGAAGGUGAGCGCGAUGCUGGACCACAGCAACCUCAUCCGCGAGGUGAACCGCCGCCUGCAGCUGCACCUCGGCGAGAUCCGCGGGCUCAAGGAUAUCAACCAGAAGCUCCAGGAGGACAACCAGGAGCUGAGGGACCUCUGCUGUUUCCUGGAUGACGACCGGCAGAAGGGCAAGCGGGUGUCGCGCGAGUGGCAGCGGCUGGGCCGCUUCACGGCCGGCGUGAUGCACAAGGAGGUGGCCUUGUACCUGCAGAAGCUGAAGGAGCUGGAGGUGAGGCAGGAGGAGGUGGUGAAGGAGAACAUGGAGCUCAAGGAGCUCUGCGUGCUGCUGGACGAGGAGAAGGGCGCGGGCUGCGCGGGCAGCCGCUGCUCCAUCGACAGCCAGGCCAGCCUGUUGCUGAAAAUCGACUCCUGA